This is a messenger RNA of Hyalella azteca, 995 nucleotides long. RefSeq lists its product as uncharacterized. The record is from RefSeq and is a predicted model, not a curated record. NCBI's taxonomy places the organism in Eukaryota, Metazoa, Arthropoda, Malacostraca, Amphipoda, Hyalellidae. Bases 73 to 456 code for a protein of 127 amino acids. The transcript has 3 exons.
AGACAAUACUUCUUUGUAGCCGAUGGCACUUCAUGUCCUCGUAAUUUCGAGCGAGUGGCGGACAAGUGCGUGAUGUAUCUGAGCGAGGAGCAGACAUGGCGCUCUGCUGAGGACACUUGCAGAUCCAGAACUGGUCACCUCGUCACCUUCGCCGACGUGGACGAGCUCAUCUUCGUGCUGCGAUUCCUCACCCGGCCUGGAUCUGCCACGAACGUCUUCCCGCCGCUGUGGGUUGGCAUCUCCGCGGAGAAAAGCACCGACGUCCCGGACUCGGAGGAGCUGCAGUGGCGUUGGGUGACCGGUCGUGUCGAACCACACCCAUCUGCUCUGCUGGCGACGUUACGCCCGACCGAGGAGCGCUGCGGGUUCCUGGAUUCGCUGUCGUCGGCCUACAUAAGCCUCACCGUCGACUGCCGCGAUCGGAAGCGCGCGCUGUGCGAGGCUCCUCCGCUAUAACGACCAUCACGACCCCUGAUGAACUACGCCUGUUGAACUACGCAGUCCGCCGCUCUAACGACCAUCACGACCCCUGAUGAACUACGCCUGUUGAACUACGCAGAUUACCGACGCACUGGAACGCUCUAUGAGGAUCUAACUUCGUCUUGAUUUUAUUCACCUUGGAAUCGAAUCUUCUCUGCAAAAUCACUUGCGUUUUUAGCUUUAUUCCGGGCAGUAGGAAGCCACUAAUUUCAAGUAAGAAGCUCAGCCACAACCGUUGACCACAUUUGCCAUUUUUUCACAAUACACACAGGGUUCUUAUCUCCCUAAAUUUGUUUUUCACUGUCGAUUAAACAUAAAAUUUGAUAAUAUAGGUACAUACGUAUUGCUUUGCCUGUUUGAAGUUAAAAAUUAUAUUGACUAAGAAAAGAUUUUAUUCUGCUCAAAAUCAAAUUAAUUUCUCUCAAAAAGUCAUAUCGACUGAUUUCGUCAUAUUUCUGUUCAUCUAUUUUUCUAAUAAUUUCAAUCAGAUGGGCAUUUUCAUUUGAAAAUAUCGA